AUGAUUGUUCUUCCGAACACCCCUCCCACGCCCAAACCCUGGAAUCCUACAUCCUCAGUAUUAUCCCCUGGCUUGCUCGCUGCUCGUGCAUCUUUAGAUUCACUGCCCUCUACCCACGCCGACUCUGUUCGUUAUGUGGUGAAGUUGGAGGAUUAUCUCGAAGGGAUCUUUUCAUUAUUGGCAGCAUCUCUGUCCAACACGAUUUUGCUUGAUUACGCAACAAAGUCGCUGCUGUUGGACUUGUGUAAGAUGAUUCCAUGGAACAAUGUCUGCCACAAGAAGAAGAGAGACUUGAACUUACUCAAGUCUAGUCCCACUGUCGAAUGGUGUCUCGCAACGGAGAUCCAGACGACUGUGGUUGCGGCAUCGUUCAUGUACUCACAGUUAGGUGCUGCACUCAUCAAUGAGCUCAUUGAAUUGGAUGAGAUGGCCCAAUCGAAAGAAACGGAUGAAAAAUGGAAACUGGUCGCCAACUUCUACAAAAAGGCACUCUCAUUGGCCAACUUUGGUGCUGAGUUCACCGGUCUAUGCCUGACUUCUGUCCUAUUGGAUCCUCAAUUGUUCAUUUUGUUGGACAAGAUCGCCAAUGUAGGCAUCCAGAUGUCCAUCUUGUGCAAGUUUUCAUGGGCCAACAGAAACUCGUUCAACGAGCAAGAUACGUUCCUGUCCAAAAACAACGGCGUUCUCUGCCGUGUAGCCAUCUGGAUAUUGGACGAAGUCAAGGCUUGCCAAAAUAUUGUCAGAGAAUUGGAGUCGCUGCCUGGAGAUUUGCUUGAUUUAAACUAUACCGACUGGUCGCAGUACCUAGCAGUGUUUGUCAAGUACGCAAGUGCCUACGCAGGGUUAUUUUUGUCUAUCGAGUAUUACCAGAAGGAUAAGAUGGGCCAGGCGAUUGGACUUAUCAAUUUCUCGCUUCUUUCAUUGCAGAGUAAGAAUCUCAGCGAAAUCAAGCCCAAAAAGUCGAAGGUUCUCGCUCGUGUGAAGAGCAAGAUCGCUGGCAAACGUAACGAAAGCUACAUUUCAAGUUUGCAAUCGAUAACGUCUCUCAAAAUCGAUAAGUCUGUUUUCCAGGAGCUGUCAGGCGUGGUGCUCAAGGAUCUUACGUUGCUCUUUGACCAAUUAGUGCAGUGCCAUCUCAAGUACACCAAAGAAAACAACAAUCUCAACUUCGACGAGGUUGUCGACUGGCAGGAUAUCCAUAGCGACUCUAAAUGGCCCUUUGGGAGUAAGAUUCCUGUUUCCGAUGUGGCAGUUUAUGCUCCGAAGGUAUUGGCACCUGCUCCCAGCAACGGAGUUAACCCCAACUUCACCGGGCGUGGAAGCUACUUCUAA
This is a messenger RNA of Sungouiella intermedia, 1332 nucleotides long. The record is from the annotation of a GenBank genome assembly. Lineage: Eukaryota; Fungi; Ascomycota; Pichiomycetes; Serinales; Metschnikowiaceae.